Cygnus olor (mute swan) is the source of this 3585-nucleotide messenger RNA. It is a transcript of the gene NR5A1, whose product is annotated as nuclear receptor subfamily 5 group A member 1. Gene Ontology annotation, cellular component: RNA polymerase II transcription regulator complex. Gene Ontology annotation, molecular function: RNA polymerase II cis-regulatory region sequence-specific DNA binding; nuclear receptor activity; zinc ion binding. Lineage: Eukaryota; Metazoa; Chordata; Aves; Anseriformes; Anatidae. Gene Ontology annotation, biological process: regulation of transcription by RNA polymerase II; hormone-mediated signaling pathway; tissue development. Bases 231 to 1628 code for a protein of 465 amino acids. The record is from RefSeq and is a predicted model, not a curated record. The transcript is spliced from 7 exons.
GGUGUCCUGCACCGGGCGCUGUGCGCGCAGCCAGAGCCCCGACACCUCCCCAGCGGACGCGGGCCCUAUAAAUCCCCCAGCCCACUCCGGAGGGGGCAGCGGUACCCGGCACCCGUGGAGGCUCCUUGGGCUGGGGCUGCUCGCCGGAGGUGCGAGCGAAGUUCUCCUGCAACCCCCCACCCCGUGUGCAGCGGGGCGCAGCGCCGUGUCGCGCAGGGCCGCCGGCGGGGAUGGACUAUUCCUAUGAUGAGGACCUGGACGAGCUGUGUCCGGUCUGCGGGGACAAGGUCUCGGGGUACCACUACGGGCUGCUCACCUGCGAGAGCUGCAAGGGCUUCUUCAAGAGGACGGUGCAGAACAACAAGCACUACACCUGCACCGAGAGCCAGAACUGCAAGAUCGACAAGACCCAGCGGAAGCGCUGCCCCUACUGCCGCUUCCAGAAGUGCCUCACCGUGGGGAUGCGCCUGGAAGCCGUGCGUGCAGACCGGAUGCGCGGAGGCAGAAACAAGUUUGGGCCCAUGUACAAGCGGGACCGUGCCUUAAAGCAGCAGAAGAAAGCCCUGAUCCGUGCCAACGGCUUCAAGCUGGAGACCGUGCCCCAGAUCGUGUCUCCCGUGCAGAACGACUACAGCCUGUCCUCCACCAUCCACAGCAUCCACGCCAUGUCCAAGACCCUGCCGCCCAACCCCGCCGCCCUGACGCCCGUCGACUAUGAGCGCGGCCCCUACGGGACGCCCUCCCUGGGAAUGACUGUGCCCAGCCACGCGCCGCUCGCCGGCUACCACUACCCUUCCUUCCCCAGCCGCACCAUCAAGUCCGAGUACCCCGACCACUACACAAACACGCACGAGUCCAUGCCCUACAUGUACCCAGAGACCUACCCCAGCAGCUCCCCCCCCGACAUCCCUGAGGUCAUCCUGAAGCUGCUGCAGCUGGAGCCCGACGAGGCCCAGGUGAAGGCGCGGAUCCUGGCCUGCCUGCAGCAAGAGCAAGGCAAAGGCCGGCACGAGAAGCUCAGCACCUUUGGCCUCAUGUGCAAGAUGGCCGACCAGACCCUCUUCUCCAUCGUGGAGUGGGCACGGAGCUGCAUCUUCUUCAAGGAGCUGGAGGUGGGCGACCAGAUGAAGCUGCUGCAGAACUGCUGGAGCGAGCUGCUGGUGUUCGACCACGUCUACCGGCAGCUGCAGCACGGCAAGGAGCACAGCGUGCUGCUGGUCACCGGCCAGGAGGUGGACCUGUCGACGGUGGCGGCACAGGCGGGCUCCAUCCUGCACUCCCUGGUGCUGCGGGCGCAGGAGCUGGUCCUGCACCUGCACUCCCUCCAGGUGGACCGGCAGGAGUUCGUCUGCCUCAAGUUCCUGAUCCUCUUCAGCCUCGAUGUGAAGUACCUGGAGAACCACACGUUGGCUAAGGACGCUCAGGAGAAGGCCAACGCGGCGCUGCUGGAGUACACCGUCUGCCACUACCCCCACUCCACGGACAAGUUUCGCCAGCUGCUGCUGCGGCUGGCAGAGGUCCGGGCGCUGAGCAUGCAGGCAGAGGAGUACCUGUACCACAAGCACCUGAGCGGGGAGGUGCCCUGCAACAACCUCCUCAUCGAGAUGCUGCACGCCAAGCGGACUUGAGUGCGGCCCCGCGCACGGACUCGGCAGAGCCCUGGCGCUGACGGCAGCACCACGGGGCAGGAGGUGCACCCGGGGUGGCCGCUGCCGCCUCUCUGCCCCGUGCUUCUCAGUGAUGCUAUUUAACCCGUACUAUUGGAAAGGUCCCAGAUGAUUUAUUUUAAUACACAGUAAGGACUGUUAAUGGCUGUGGGGCCAUGGGCUCGGCUGCUGGACUGCCCCAUCGGCAGCGUGGCCCCGCAGCUCCUCUGCACACCUGGUGCCCAGCACGCCGCCUGCCCGACCCGGCUCUGUGGUGUGAGGAAGGGUAAAGCCCAGCUUUUCUCCUAUUUAUGCUCCUCUCCUGCUGUCCUUAUGCACCAUCUCUUUGCCACUGCCCUCCCUGCCCCCAGCCCUGCCCUGUCUCAGGACCCCUCAUGCACAGGGCAGGGGAAAAAGCGAGGUGAACCCCCAGCAGGUGGUGGUUUCGCAGGGGUCGUGGUGUGCCCAGGCACUGGCACGGUGGCAGAGGAUUUCUGCAGGAGCAAACAGAGCCCUGGAGCUUCCACAGUGUCGCUGCCUGGUGGGUGCCGAGCAGCACAGGAGGGGCCGGGCACUGCUGAGCCCUCAGCUGGGUUUUUCUCCGUGCCUGCUGAUGCGGGGGCAGCAGCCAUUGCUUUGCAGCCCUCAGCAGCUGCAGCGCACCCUGUGCCCAAGGUCAGCUCGUGUCUGGGGUGGCAAAGCUUCAUGCAGAUGCUCCAAGAGAGUCAGUGCUGGGGGCAGGGGCCCGUCCCUGGGAUCUGGAGCCCAUGGCCCUGCUGCUGCGACCCCCCCGGCAGCAGGGCAGGAGUGGACACAGGGAGGAAGGGCUGAAAGCUCUGGCCCGGGCGCAUUGCGGGGGCCUGUGGGUCGCUGUGACUGGGCAGCUCCUCCACUGGUGCCUGGGCAGCCAAGGGACAGGAUGAGGCCAGGGGUGGGCUCUGUGCCCUCCCUGCCCGCAGGUGAUGCUGGUGGAGGUGGCACAGCGGCUGGGCAGGAGGGACGUGCAGGUCAGGCCCCGUGCUGCGGCACUGGGCAGCCGCAGCAGCAGCAGCACAUGGCAGCACGUGCCCAGGGCCUGGGGUGCAACUGGAGGCCCCGGCAGCACCCCCUGUGCCCACCUCCAAAGCACCAGAGUGAGGAGUGAUAAGAACAGCCCAGUGGUUCACGGGGGCUGAGCUGGGCCUCCAGGGCCCCAUCCUGCCACCCCCGGUGGAGCCCUCCCUGCCUAGCCCCACCAGCACGGCCUUGUCCCUGGGUGGCAACAAGCAUGGUGCCACACGCAGAGAGAGGCUGGGCCGGGGGCUCACAGGCACGACGGGGCAGCGCCGGGGGCUCCAGCUGCUUCGUCUCCAGCUCAGCCUCCACCCGCCCCACGCCUCCUCCUCGGCCGGGUGCCCAGCGCACGGCCCCCCCCCCCCGCAGCAGCAAGGCCCCGCCAGCUCCACUGCGGCUCCCUCAGUGCCGCUGGCUGGGGUUCAGGUGUCUCCUCCGUUGCGGGUGGGUGUCCUUGCUUGGAGGGGACUCUUGUACGCCACGGCUCUGCACAGAGCUGGUGCCUUGAGGAGCUCUCACGCUGCAGGCGAGCGCUGCUGCAGACUGCUGUACCCAGAGCCGCUCAUCCACGGAAGCUUGUUAGAUGCAGAAGAGCAUGUUUGUUUCUGCUUUUCAACGUUUGUGCAUUCUCCUCCUGAAGUCUGUGGUUCAGUUUCACCUUCUUCUUUUUGUGAACUUAAAGAACUGGAGAAAAUGGUUUCGGAGGUAAAAGAUGUUUUAUUUUCAGAAAAUUAAAAGUGUCCUUAAGUGUCUUUCUCUUUCUCACAUCCUUUCCUCUCUCUCAUCCUUCUCCUUCUUCACUCCCCACCUUUCCUUCCCAGGCAGGAGGUCAUUAACUUCCUUGUCAGGAGCAAACCACUGUAAUAAAUUUUGCAGUUCAUUUAAA